Danaus plexippus (monarch butterfly) is the source of this 1378-nucleotide messenger RNA. RefSeq names its product putative malate dehydrogenase 1B. NCBI's taxonomy places the organism in Eukaryota, Metazoa, Arthropoda, Insecta, Lepidoptera, Nymphalidae. Gene Ontology annotation, molecular function: oxidoreductase activity, acting on the CH-OH group of donors, NAD or NADP as acceptor. The record is from RefSeq and is a predicted model, not a curated record.
AAACCUAAAUGUUUAAUAAGUUUCAUAAUUACUGUGAUUUAGUUUAGUUAAAAAUAAUGAAUUUUGAAUACAGACCAGAAUUGAAACCGUUAAAAGUUUAUUUCGUUAAUCCUCUCGCCCCAGCAUCUCAAUUAGCUAUAGUGAAAAUCAUGUCUGGUUUAGUAUUUGGAAAUGAGCAGUCGAUUGAUAUGACUUUGGUAGUUUACUCUAAUGAGAUAAAAUCUGCUGAAGCUUUUGGAUUGGAGAUAGAAUCAUGUGCCUUUUCAUGUACUAAUUCUAUAAAAGUGUCUUCUGAUUUACCUAGCGUUUCAGAUGCUGAUGUUUUUUGUUUUAUAUCAAAUUUUAGUAAUCCAAAUUAUUUUGGUAUGGAAGCGUCUGAUGAAGAAUUUGAUGCUUUAUAUCUUACAAUAAAAGUAGCCCUUAGUUUAAAAUGGGCAAUGAAUAAAGGGAGUACAUUAGAAACACACAAAGAAGCGCAACUCCAAGAUAAUGAACCAAACUUAAAGAUAGUUGAACAAAAUCAACCAAACCCCGUAUUUAUGACCGAUGGCUUAGUGGCAACAGAUAUUAUAAAAACACUAUCGAAAAAUCUACCUCACAAUAUAUUAUUCUAUCCAACGCCUUUAACAGCAAUCGCUAAGUCAGUUCUAAGUGAUUAUUUAGAUAUACCCUGCAAAGUAAUCAAUAACAUUUUCGUGUGGGCCGCUAAUGACAAAGUAUUUCACAUUGAAGUACAAAAGCUGAUAAUUGAUGACAGCAUAGAAGCAAAAUCUGACUGUGAUUGGGAUAUGGUUGGAAAAGAUUUGUUAAAAACUUUUGAUUUAGAUUCAACCCAAUUAAGUGCUUCUUGGUUAAAGAAGGACUUUAUUGAGAAAGUAGCGUCAUCUGCGUCAAAGAAUCCUUAUGGAAGUAUUCAUAGGGCGGUAGAGUUUACGAAAAGUUUAAAAGACAUUUGGCAUACGCGUAAUCACAACGACGGGAACAAAGUUUGCAGAAACAUUGGCUGCAUUAGUGAUGGUUCCUUGGGAACUAUUAAAGGUUAUCCGUAUGUUUUGCCAAUAGUAUUUCAAAACGGUCUUUGGACAGUAAACGACAUUUUCCUAGAUACUCAUCUGAAACAGGAGAUUAAAAGGAUGAACAAUACAGUCAAAGAGUGUCACGAGAAGUUAACUUUACAUUGCAAAAAGUUUCUGCAGGAAAGUGUAGAUUACUUUAACGCCGAAGAUAACAGUGGAACAACGUUUUCCUAAUUUGGCAUAUUUAAAUUUAAUUAAUUUCGUUAAAAAUUUCUUUUGAAAAUAAUUUUAUAUUAGAAGUACAUUUAUUUGUAUUAUUUGUUUUCGCAACUAUUAAGAAGAAAUUAAUAAUAAAGACGAUU